This is a messenger RNA of Periophthalmus magnuspinnatus, 2486 nucleotides long. Its product is annotated as gamma-aminobutyric acid receptor subunit rho-2-like. The transcript has 9 exons. Gene Ontology annotation, molecular function: extracellular ligand-gated monoatomic ion channel activity; neurotransmitter receptor activity; GABA-A receptor activity. Gene Ontology annotation, cellular component: synapse; neuron projection; membrane. Lineage: Eukaryota; Metazoa; Chordata; Actinopteri; Gobiiformes; Gobiidae. The record is from RefSeq and is a predicted model, not a curated record. Bases 99 to 1505 code for a protein of 468 amino acids. Gene Ontology annotation, biological process: nervous system process; chemical synaptic transmission; monoatomic ion transmembrane transport.
GCAGUGAGUCUUAGUGAUGCUGGCUCACACUUCCAGCGGCUGGAACAUGUCUCGUGUGGCUCUGUGUGCUCUCCUCGUUACAGGAUUUGGACUUUGUGAUGUCGCCCUACGCCGCCCUCGUACCGCUGAUUCUGGUUCUGCUUGUGGCCCAGGCUGCGCAUGGAAGAAGAGACUGGGGCAGAAACAAGCGUUGGUCUGCGUCCUCUGAAAGCCCCAAACUCGGGUCACCUCUGUCCAAGAAAGUGUUAGAUGGGACAAAAAUGCGCAGUGAGAAGAGUAGCCACCUGCUGAGUAUCGAUGAGCACGACUUCACCCUGAGACCGGCCUUUGCAGGCCCUGCGGUGCCAGUGGGAGUGGAUGUCCAAGUAGAGAGCUUGGACAGCAUCUCUGAGGUCGACAUGGAUUUUACCAUGACGCUGUAUCUGAGACACUAUUGGAGGGAUGAGCGCUUGUCCUUUCCGAGCUCCAUCAAUAAGAGCAUGACAUUUGAUGGGCGACUGGUAAAGAAGAUCUGGGUUCCAGAUGUAUUCUUUGUGCACUCUAAGAGAUCCUUCAUUCAUGACACCACAACAGACAACAUUAUGCUGAGGGUGUAUCCUGAUGGACAGGUGCUCUACAGCCUCCGGGUGACAGUGACUGCUGCCUGUAACAUGGACUUGAGCCGCUUCCCCCUGGACUCGCAGACAUGCACGUUGGAGCUGGAGAGCUAUGCAUACACAGAUGAGGACCUGAUGCUCUACUGGAAAAGUGGUGAUGAGUCUCUGAGCACAGAUGAGCGUAUCUCUCUGUCCCAGUUCCUCAUUCAGAAGUUCCACACCACAUCACGCCUGGCCUUCUACAGCAGCACAGGCUGGUACAACCGUCUGUACAUCAACUUCACUCUGCGGCGCCACAUCUUCUUCUUCCUGCUGCAGACCUAUUUCCCUGCCACUCUCAUGGUCAUGCUGUCCUGGGUGUCCUUCUGGAUUGACCGUCGGGCGGUCCCUGCCAGGGUCUCUUUAGGAAUCACAACGGUCCUGACCAUGUCCACCAUCAUCACUGGGGUCAACGCCUCCAUGCCCAGAGUGUCCUACAUCAAAGCUGUGGACAUCUAUCUGUGGACCAGCUUCGUCUUUGUCUUCCUGUCUGUUCUGGAAUAUGCUGCUGUCAACUACCUGACCACAGUGAGGGACGGUAGGGACAGGCAGCUCCGCGAACAGAAUGACGACUGCUCCUGCAGUCUGCCCCAGAUCAGGACCAUGAUGCUGGAUGGGAGCUACAGUGAAGCAGAGACAAACAGCUUGGCUGGCUACACCAGGGCUGUGGCUCCAGAGGACUCCUCGCACAAGCAGGAGCAGAUGGUAGUACGCUUGGCUCUGGAUCACCUCCCUCCUGAGGAGGCCAACAGGCCCCCCAGAGACUUCAGGAUCCUUCAGAACACUCACACCAUCGACACAUACUCACGCAUGAUCUUCCCUGGAGUGUACAUCCUCUUCAACCUCAUCUACUGGUGUGUCUACUGCUAGUGCAACACCAGGCCAACUACUGCAACAGAAUGCUGAAAGGAACACUUUCUACUGGCUACCCUCUACUGGAUAUGGGCUUUGAGAACUAAGUCACUCUCAUGGCCACUCUCAUGGCUCUGUUAAAUGAACAUUUUGUGAAAGUUCAACCCACAAAGCUUUUUCCGGCUGUCCUCUCUACUGAUUCGACACACAGACCUGAGAUUGAGAACUUCUGUUUAUUUAUUCAUGUCUAUGUAUAUUUAUUUAAUACAAAUUAGUAUCUUUACAUUUAAUGUAGGCUUUUUGAGUAAAGUUCAUUAAACUUUUUUUUUUUUUUUUUUCCAAAUUAUGCAUUGAAGGAAAGACACAGGAUUUAUUCAUGAAUAUUUUCAAAUGACUUAUGAACAGGAAUUGUCAAUGCCCACAGUAAAAGUGUAUUUCAGUAAAGGGUUAAAAAGGGUCAUAAUCAUUUAGUAAUAAAUGUGUCAUAAUGAAUUACUAUUUCAUGCUAAGGUUUUGCACAGUGUUUAGUUAGUUAAAGAUAAUCAAUAUGCUUUCAGUAUUGAUUUACUUGCAUUUUAUUUUGAAGGACCAGGAAGUGGUCACAAUGCACAGUAUAGCCUACUUGUUGAUAUCCAAACUGGUCCUCCUGUGUUUAAAAUCUUGUCCACACCUUGGAAAGCAGUUACUUUCCACUCCACCACAGUUGCAAAGAAUUGUAAUCGCUCCUAAGAAGACUGUAAAAGGAGCAAGAUUAGCACCCUAUGAUAGACAUUUUAAUGAUAUAUCCUCUUGGAGAAUGGCUAAAUCAAUUUAACUGAUUCAGGUUAUAAGUGUACUAUGUAACUUUUCUGGUGAAGAGCAGGCCACAUGCUCAUCUCCAUGGAGAUGUUAUUGCUAGGAAUAUUCUAAUAAGUGUAUAACAGCCUAAAGUAAGAAGAAUGGCUAUAGCCCUGAAUCUAAAUUCCCUAAUUUUGAAAAAUAAAUACUGUCAAAUCUGCC